This is a messenger RNA of Drosophila mauritiana, 2022 nucleotides long. Its product is annotated as larval serum protein 1 alpha chain. The transcript is spliced from 3 exons. The coding region runs from base 1 to 2022 and encodes 673 amino acids. The record is from RefSeq and is a predicted model, not a curated record. Lineage: Eukaryota; Metazoa; Arthropoda; Insecta; Diptera; Drosophilidae.
AUGAGACUGUGGGUCUUCUUAUCAUUGUUGGCACUUAAUAUUCACUGGGAAGUGCUUGCAAAUGGCAUCGCAAAUCGUUACUUUUUGGAAAAGCAGCGUUUUCUGUUGGAAAUUCUACAUCAUGUGCACGAACCUUUGAUGAACGAACAGUGGCGAUUAUUAGGAAAACAAUUGGUGAUAGAUAAGGAACAGUAUGUGGUCUACAACGAGCAUAUGACACGUUUUUAUGAGGACUUCAAUUUGGGAAAACUUUUACAUCGAAAUGUACGAUACAAUCCGAUUUAUGCCGAUCAUUAUCGGCAGAUGCUGGGACUAUAUCAUUUUUUCUACAACGCCAGGGAUUGGUAUACCUUAUGGCAAAAUAUAAGCUGGGCCCGAGUUCAUGUGCAUCCGGGUAUUUUUGUUCAAGCUCUGACGCAAUUGAUCCUCAAAAGAGAGGACUAUCAGGCCUUGAUUAUGCCCAAGAUCUAUGAGUUGUGGCCAGAAUCGUAUCACGAUGAUGUAACAGUGCGAAAAGCGAGAAAUUUCAAUUUUGCCAACUGGAUAAGAUACGUGAAUGUAACCGAUGUAGAAGAAAUUCAUCCGCAAAAAUUGGAACCUUUCGAUUUGGAAGGGGACCUGCGAGGUAGCAUUGAAUGGUUUCAGGCCAUGGCUGAGGUGAAUAUUCUAAGAAUGAAUCAACAGAAAAGCAGAAAUAAGUUAGAACACUUGUUGGAAGAUAUUGAUUGGCAAUCCUAUUGGUAUAAUCUGAACAUGGGAGUCGUUUUAACAGCCGAAAAUUCGGAUCAGUUGCGCGAAUGGUGUUAUUAUCAGCUGAGUCAAAUACUAGCUCGCUAUAAACUAGAACGAUAUGGCCAAAAGUUGGCUUACAAGAGGCUGACACAAAACCAUUAUCGUAGCAUAGACGAGGAAUCCCAAUUUAUAAUUAAAAAGAUAUCAGAAUUGGAAGCAAAAGUUGGGGAUGCCAUUUCCUUUCGAAGUAUUCAGCUAACUAAUGGAAGUCGUAUUAAUCUGAAAGAGAACAACAAUUGGCUUAUCGGACUUGAAGAACUAUUUCCCUAUGAUUGGACACAAUUAGCUGUGGAAAAAGCUGUUCAAUCUAAUAUUUUACUGGAUAUUCGAACUAUAGUGAGAUCCGAAGACUUUUAUUACUACGCUGAGCGUUUAUUGGAUUCCUAUCGAUGGUAUCGUCAGGUAUUUCAACCCAAUAACCAGAAAACAUUUAUUCCCAGUGAUCUUCGCAUAGAUGAUGUGCAGUUAACUCCACUGAUCACCUACGAUCAACCUGUUGAUGUGGAUAUCAGUAAUAUUCUGUCCGCCAAACAUUUUUACUUGGCAGGCCAGUUUGUGUGGCCCUUUACUUUGCAACAUCGACAAUCUCGACUGCAACAUAAGGAUUUUUCAUACAACCUGCUUAUAUCAAGUAACAAAACACAAUCGACCAUUUUCCGAGUUUUUCUAACCACUUCCGAGCGAGGAAACAUUCAAAGAGAGCCAUUCUAUCAACUCGAUUCGUUUCUGACUGUGAUAUACCCUGGAUUGAACCGAAUAACCAGGGAAUCUAAGGAGUUUAAAGGCCUGGCUGGAGAUCACAUCUCAUACACUGAGCUCUAUCACUUUGUUAAGCUGGCCGAAAGGGAGGAAUUCGACUUUCCCCUUAAUAUAUCAACUCCAAAUUGUGGAUUCCCUAGACGUCUGAUUUUACCGCGCGGGGGUUCGGGAAACCCCCUUAAAUUGCGUCUUCUGAUCGUGGCCACUGUCUAUGAUUUUAGGGCUCGGCAGGAAAACGAACUUAAUUGUGACUUCAGCAAGGGUGUCAGUCGAUGGGAUGAACUGCCCUUGGGUUACCCCUUCGAACGAUUUCUGGAAGACGACGCUCUAGCUGCUGAAAUAUCUGGAGAUCAUGUGCACUGGAAGGAUGUUGAAAUCCUGCAUGAGGAUCAAAAGGCAUAUUUUGAAAUGUGCUACUUAAAUGUUAAAUCUAAUCUAAAUCGAAUUGUGUUAAAAAACAAUAAAACAUAA